This is a messenger RNA of Mycetomoellerius zeteki, 2341 nucleotides long. RefSeq names its product Mau2 sister chromatid cohesion factor (gene Mau2). Lineage: Eukaryota; Metazoa; Arthropoda; Insecta; Hymenoptera; Formicidae. The coding region runs from base 17 to 1813 and encodes 598 amino acids. The record is from RefSeq and is a predicted model, not a curated record. The transcript has 8 exons. Gene Ontology annotation, biological process: mitotic sister chromatid cohesion. Gene Ontology annotation, molecular function: protein binding.
AUUGUGAAAUGUUAAAAUGGCGUCUUCUCAGGACGCUUGGUAUUUGUCGUUGCUCGGUCUGGCCGAGAAUUUCCGUACGUCAAACCCGCCCAACAUCAAAUCGUGCAUCCAGUGUUUACAAGCGGUUUUCCAUUUCAAGCCGCCGCAACGCGUUGAGGCGCGCACUCAUCUUCAGCUCGGCAACAUCCUGCUUACGCACACGAAAAACAUCGAUUUGGCGCGAUACCAUCUAGAUCAAGCGUGGCGGUUAAGUCAGAAUAUAAAUACAUUCGACGAUGUGAAAUUUGAAGCAGCCAGCAUUGUCGCGGACCUGUAUGAGCAACAACAACAGCAGCUGCAACCAAACUUGAGUAAACCAAUUUUGAGGAAGGCAAUAGAAUUGUCUCAGCACAAUGUCUACUGGCAUUGCAGACUUAUCUUUCAGCUUGCGCAAAUUCAUGCCUCAGAGAAAGACUUUGUCGCAGCAAGUAGCUUACUUGCAGUAGGCGUUGAUUAUUCCCACAUAAGUAACGCUGGUUAUACCAGAGUUCUCUUUCUUUUAAGCCGAUGUAUGCUAUUAUUAAUAGAUAAGAAGUUCACUGAGGUUCAUCCUCUUCUAAAUUCAGCGAACCAUCAUAUAGAAAAUUGGCAAGGCAACUCGUAUCAAAAGGAAUAUCUGAAAGUAUACUUUUUAGUUCUUCAAGUAUGUCAUUAUCUUAUGGCUGGCCAGGUAAAGAGCGUGAAACCCUGUUUGAAAUCAUUGCAACAAAGUAUACAGACUAUAAUGUCACCUAGCUGGCCAACAGAUGAUGUGGUAGUCACAGGCUCUAAUAUUGGAGACAUGUUUAUAUGGAUGCCGAAAGACCACCUAUACGUCUUGGUCUAUUUAGUAACCGUUAUGCAUUCUAUGCAAGCCGGAUACAUGGAUAAAGCGCAGAAAUAUACAGACAAAGCGCUUAGUCAAAUUGAAAAACUGAAAAUUAUCGAUAAUAAACCUAUCUUGUCUGUGUUUCAAUUAAUGCUCUUGGAGCAUAUAAUCAUGUGCCGGCUUGUAAUGGGAAACAAGAGUGUAGCUCUUACGGAAAUUUCUCAAGCUUGCCAACUCUGUAGACGGCAGCCUAGGUUACUUCAAGGUCAUAGACCACAACUACAUGUAUUACUAGGUUUAUACGCAAUGUCUAUGAAUUGUAUGGAAGCUGCAGAGGCUCAGUUCACUGCUGCACUCAGAACGUCACAAGAGAGAGAACUCUGGACAUUCGCAAAUUUGAACCUGGCGAUAGUAUAUCUUAGAUCAAAGAAAGAAGCCGAGCUGGGGGUAUUAUUAGAAAGGAUAAAUCCAGAAUCUUUACCAUCGCAUUCUCAUUCUUUGAGGGCAGCUGCAUAUUACGUACAAGGACUUCAAGCUUUCUUUGGUGCUAGAUACAAUGAGGCAAAACGAUAUCUUAGAGAAACCUUAAAAAUGGCAAAUUCGGAAGACUUGAACAGACUCACUUCUUGUAGUCUUGUGCUUUUGGGACAUAUAUUUCUUUCGUUAGGAAAUAGUAGAGAAUCAAUGAAUAUGGUCACACCUGCGAUGCAAUUAGCUUCUAAAAUACCUGAUGUACAUGUACAACUGUGGGCUACUGCCAUUUUAAAAGAUUUAUAUAGGCUUUGUGGUGACCCUACUCAUGAAGCCGAGGCGUAUCAAAUGCAUUGUACAUUCUCUCAAACCCUCUUGAAGGACCAUUUUCAGAGUACUCAAAUAAGUGAGCACUCGCUCAUUCAUUGGAUAGAUGGCCCGGUUCCUGCAUUGCCAGCUAAUCCACCACCAUCUACAUCGCAAGCAAUUCUCUAAUGGUGUAAAAUAUAUUUAGGUGUGUCCACUUUACUUAAAUUGUUCAGCAUUGUCUGAAACCAUGUAUAUUUGUACUAAUUAUCUAUUGAGUUGUAAAAUGAAAUUGAGUUUAGCCUCACACAUUCAUUUUAAAUAUUAAAAGAAUUAUAAUAACAUUUCAGAAAAUUGGAUUUUAUUCCAAACAAGGCGAAAAAUAAGAUUAAUGGAUAUUUGAUAUAUCCAAACUUUUUUAAUACGUGAGAUAUAUAAGAGUAUGACUAGUUAAUAGCAGAGAGCUUAAUAGCAGUUUGCAAUAUUGUUUGAAUCAUUGAAAUUGUACACGGCAGGGACUGACUACAUAUUUAGAUCAUUGAUAUUUUGUUUAUUUGUUUAUUGCAUUAAAUCGGUUUUUUUAUGACAGAAAAUCUAGAUACUUAUCAUUAUAAUGCAGAACAGAUAUUAUAUGCGUUUUUUAGAAUUGUAUGAACCGUUCUGACGCACAAUGCGUUUAAACAAGGUUUAUAUUGCAUAUAUAGGAAAUAGAUGGAA